CUGUACUUGCCUUAUAGUUUGGUCUUCUUCUUCUUCCUUUUUAUUUGUUCCUUCCACUCUCAAUCUUUUCGGCUUCCCCGUCGAUAACCAUCUUCGCCUUUUUCAGCGACAAUUACUGCGAAUUCCUCGUGUCUACCAAAAGCAGCUAUGCCUAAAAGAGCAGCAGAGUCGCCUCCUUCAUCAGAAACCCAAGGAGUCAAACCUGCGGACUCUUUUGGUGAUUACAGAUCUCAAGUAUCUCAACUCCUGUCUCAAGAAGAGAAGAAGAUCUCGCUUCUUCGCGAUCAAGAAGAAGCCACUAUGAGCCAUUCCAGCACCGCGAUAGGAGCCGGGAUGUCACAUCUAAAGAAAGAGGAUUUGAAUGUCUUGUUAAGGCAGUGCGUGAGGGAUCUAACUCCAGAAGUUAAUGAGAUGCAUAUGCGUGUAUGCAGCAUGAAACUGUUUUCAGACAAGGCUACCAGAUGUAAUAAUGUUCCUGCAGAAUCUAAAGAGGCAACUGUAUCUGAAGAUGAUGUAGAAACUCUUCUGUGUAACCCUGAUAUUGUCAAGAAAUUAACGUCCCAGUACUCAAAUGUUCUUUAUCAUGAGCUGGAGGAUAUGCAGCAGCAACUCGAGAACCUCCUUGAUGAUGUGGUAGCUACUUGCAGACCUAUGACUCGCACUGAAAAGCUAGAUCUUCAGAAAGCGAUCGUGGAGUUACCUGGCGGGAAUCGUGACCGGAUCGCUGGGAUAGUGGAAGAACAUUGCAGAACAUCUGGCAAGGAUUUCUCUGACGAGGUUAUAGCCAACCUGGAUCAGUCGGAGGACAAUAUAAUGCUAUGGAGAUUGCAUUUCUAUGUAGGAGCAGUCAAGAAUGCUCAGAAGCUCGCUAGCUAACGUAGACUGUGUAUAUGGGUGAUGGUUAGGGGGUGUUGGAAUGGUGUGAAGUGAUGCUUUCAAACCGGUCUCGAAUCCUCUAUAUACUGUUUUUGUUUUCUUCCUCCUCAUAAACUGGUUUAAACCGGUUUUGAUUUUGCAAGACGUUGAUCAAAGAUUGAGAUUGGCUGGUCUAUUACAAUUUUUAUGGAUGGGUAUACAUACAUGUUCUUUCGA
Molecule: messenger RNA, 1092 nt
Organism: Raphanus sativus (radish)
Lineage: Eukaryota; Viridiplantae; Streptophyta; Magnoliopsida; Brassicales; Brassicaceae
Exons: 7
Coding region: 148-876 (242 amino acids)
Source: RefSeq, a predicted model, not a curated record